This is a messenger RNA of Etheostoma cragini (Arkansas darter), 2867 nucleotides long. RefSeq lists its product as uncharacterized. NCBI's taxonomy places the organism in Eukaryota, Metazoa, Chordata, Actinopteri, Perciformes, Percidae. Bases 38 to 1600 code for a protein of 520 amino acids. The transcript has 10 exons. The record is from RefSeq and is a predicted model, not a curated record.
UAGCUAGCUACUCCAACGGAAUAGAACAGUGGCCAAAAUGUUGAUAAAGGUAAAAUGCGGUGGGACCAAGAAAUAUGUUAAAAUGGAAGAAGUCAACUUCUCAGACUUUAUCAGUGCAGUGCAGCAGAAGUUUCUCAUACCAGAAAGUACACCACUAAAAGUCACAAAUGAGCAAGGCAUAGAGGUGGAUGAGGAUGUCUUUCCAGAACUUGCAACAGCCAAAGAAGUCUGUUUUGUCAUCUACACUGAUAAUGAUGCUGCUGUCCUGCAGCAAGAAAGUGAAGGGCCUUCCUCUCCAAGUUUAACAGAUACAUUGUCAAUCUCAAGCAGUCUAAGUAGCAACACAAGUGAUGCUGGAUUUCAAAUGAUUCAACCUGUCAUGGAAUUUACCUGUGCAAGAAAUACAGUGGAGCAGAUUCUUACUUCCAAGCCAGUGGGGAUGACUGUGAUCAAAGAGUAUGAAGACACUGGGAGUUUGAAAGAUUCCACCAGGCAAUUAUUGGUGAACAUCAUUGUAGCUCACAUGCAUGAAAAGGAAGGGAGAGCUGUAAGUAAAGCAACGAAGGAAUUUCACGCCUUUGGGAUUGUGUCCCUCUUCCCAUUUUUGAAAGACCCAUACUCAAAAAAGGGAUAUGAACAUUUUUAUGACAUGCAGAGCAACAAAGGCUUUAUUGAGUGGCAUAUAAAAACUGUGCAUCGUCAGUCCAAAACCCCAUCUGCAUCCCGUAGCAGAGUGGAGCUAAAAGGAGGUCCCACAUUGGCAAGAAUGUCUGGAUCCAUAGAUGACCAGCAAACAGGAGAUGAAUGUAUGGAGGCCAUGUCUCUUCUUCACCACAUCACUGACCGUGACUUAGUCUUCCAGAAGAUGAAAGAUACAUUCCAUUAUCGGCAAAAGAUGCUCCAUGACCCAAAGCAAUCGGCAGACAUACUUCAAAUGUUUCCUCGUUUUUUGGACACUAAGGGACAGAUUUCGCAAGACUUCUCGAUGAUGUUUGGAGCAGAGACUGCUUCCAGGUUCCUGGAAAAAUGGAACACCAGUUUUAAAGACAAAGUCAUUCAAGAGGCCAGGACCCUCAGAGGGACGUCUCUCCUGAAAAAACAGCUGAAAUCUGCCCUGAAUGAAGAAUCUGACACUGCUGACGAGCCAGAGUGGGACAGCGACAUGGCAUCUCUUCUUGUAUUGCUCCAUCUGCUAACUCCUCAACCAGCUGGAAGGAAGCGGCCCAGAAAGAUCAGUGUUGGAGAGGCAACUGAUCAUUUGGUUAAAUUUCACAAGUCAUGCCAUGGCCUUGAAGAACACCUCAUGACGAUCGAAGGAAACCCUCAGCCGUAUCUGCUGGCCACAGGGACUUCAAAAGCACAGGUUUUCAGCUUCUACAUAGUCUUGGAUAGAAAACUUCUUCCAUGUCAGUCUUCUACAUCCCUGGGCGCAUUUGAUGAGCUGUUCAAGUCGCACUUUGUUUUCAGUGUGCAAUAUGAUGAUGCUCUGUUGAGCUUGUACGGAUUCCUGCAGACUACUCUGUACAAUAUUGAUAUAGGGACAACAGAAGAAACUCCAAGAGUCAAAGAGUUAAGAGCAAAGCUGUUAAACAAGCAGUAAUUUGCUAAAGCAGCAAACAUGUUCAGAUGUAUCCUUUGUGCUUCUUCCUUUGAUACAGCUUUAAUUCUGUUCAGGCACCCCAAACUAAUUCAUGCAAUGUACCCUGGAAAAAAUUUGAGACUAAAAUGUGGUCAAAUAGGAUGUUGCUUGCAAUUUUCAAGUUAUUCUGGAUUUAGAAGACAUCUAAUUAACGUGCAUGAUCCUACUGACAACACAUAUGUACCUCAUGAAACCCCUUCUAACUGUGACACUCAAGUGUACAAUCAUUCUCAGUGCUUAAAUGACGAAACACCCUCUACUUCAUCUCAGUGCCAAAAUGUUGAAGCAGGCCCUUCAGUUUCAAAUCCCAGCAAAGACAUGUGUGCCUCCAUCAUAGCCAAACUUUUGGCAAGCGGUGUACCCAAUACUGUAGUUCUUUCUACAAUUGAAAAUGUACAGGAAUUUGUGGAAGAUUUGCAGUCUAAUAUUCAGGACCAAGUAUUGAACUUACUUCCAGCUGACAAUCCCUCCAGAUCAGCCGUAGAAGAGCUAUUUAAAAGCAUGGACAACCCUUUCAGCCAGUUUAAUACGGAUAGCAAAUGGAAGAAAUAUUUUGUGAAAAAAUGGGAUAUUGUACAGCCAGUUGAACAACGCCUAGGAGUACGGUAUGAUACCAGACGAAAUAGCAACUCUGGAACCUAUGAGCAAGUUCCAAUCAAUGACAAGUUCAUAUAUAUUCCCAUACUGAAAACACCAGUUCAUUUUCAAGAAUGAGAGUAUUUGUGAGAUGAUGCAAACAUGUACUCAGUGUGACAAAUAUGAGGACUUCUGUGAUGGAAGCUACUUCAAAUGUCAUCCUUUGUUUUCGAGUAGUAAAUUAGCCCUUCAAAUCCAACUGUACUAUGAUGACUUUGAGUGUGCAAAUCCACUAGGUUCAAAAAAGGGGAUACAUAAAGUUGGCUGCUUUUACUUUAUCCUUAGAAAUCUUCCCCCCAGGGAGAAUUCUGCCUUGAUGAACAUUCAUCUUGUGUCAUUGUUUCAUGCACAAGAGGCUAAGAAAUACGGAAUUGAUGAAAUAUUGCAACCCUUAGUAAAGGACUUGAAAAUAUUAGAGACUACUGGGGUUGCAGUACCAUUUGCUGAUGUUCCUGUUCUUGGUACUCUUGCACAAAUUACUGGCGAUAACUUGGGUAUGCAUACUAUUCUUGGGUUCUUGGAGUCAUUUAGCGCAAAUUAUUACUGUAGAUUUUGCUUAAUUGAUAAAUCUUCAGCUCAGUCAAUUUUCUCA